This is a messenger RNA of Marchantia polymorpha subsp. ruderalis, 2351 nucleotides long. The record is from the annotation of a GenBank genome assembly. NCBI's taxonomy places the organism in Eukaryota, Viridiplantae, Streptophyta, Marchantiopsida, Marchantiales, Marchantiaceae.
GCCUGACAGCUUUUUUUGGUAUCCGAUCGAUCGAUCAACACGACGGGGAGCGAGGCCGAGAGAAGCGAAUCCGGCCACGAGACCGCCCAACUCCGACUCGAAUGUGGCUUGAGUCCCAAUCUUUUCCCAUCGACCCGAAGAAAGACGAAUAAGAAGAAGAAGUCGUCGCCGCCAUCAUCAUCAUCAUGAACGAGAGAAACGGACAUUCGCCGCAUCUCUCAAUAUCUAGUCGGUAGUCCCACCGCUGCACCGCUGAACCGUCGGAUGGACGUCGAUCCCGCUCGCAGGCAGGACCGACGACACGCCCGACAAUUUCUGCCCCAGUGCUGUAAGCCCCAUGGCCACCUUUUCAGCCCCCCCCCCCCACAGCGCUCUCUCUCUCUCUCUCUCUCUCUCUCUCUCGGCUGUCCAGUAUGUGCAGCGCAGAGUCGACGGAAUAUCGACCAGCAUAGCAAUGUCGCCCCUCGCCCGGUCUCCAUCGCUCGAAGAGCUGGACUAGGGUCUGGUCUACGGCGUACACAUUCUCCAUGCAGUCAGACAAACAGGUCGAGGCGCCCUGCGGGCUCUAGGCGCGAUCGAGGUCGUAGGAGAAAGGCGAUGGUGCGAUGUCGAGUCAGCGGGCGAGUGGGCGAAACCUCUCGCGGUCGGAUCUACGAAAUCCGGAAAGUGGUGCAGUUUGAGGCUCACCAUCGGAUGUCAGUGGUGGUGAACAGGCUCUCGCUUGGGGGGAGUCUGGUAGCUAGGGCUUUCAGUGAGCGGCUGGCUGAGCUCCGGGCGUACGUCGAAAGCGUCUGUGGCUGGCUGGUGCUUGCGUGAGACGUGUCCGCAAGAUUCUGGAGCCGCAGCAUCGUAAUUGGUGACCCGCGCGAGCGGGCGAGCGAGGAGUCAGAAUGAGCACGUAGUGAGUGACUGAACUCAUCUCCUGCUCCUGCUUCUGCUCGAUAGGAUUGCUGCAUCUGCAGGCGUCGGAGGAAGCGGUGUAGCUGGUCUCCUCUGCGGGAGGAGCUCACCUGGACAAUUCCGAUUGCUCUUCUCUUGGCCAUGUUCAGGUUCAUGCAAUCCUUCCUUCGAUGCGUCGCCUUCCGCUUUGCACUAACAUGGAAGCUGUGGGCCGGACAGUUGUGAAACCUUUCACUUUCUCGGUGAUUUCUGGAGCUCUUGCUCGUGCGUUUUGAGUAGGGGUUCAGUCAGGCUCAUCAGCCGUGCCCAGCUGAUGAAGAUGAUGCUCCACUCUAAGGUCAGCCGAGAAGAUACUCAUUCUCGUUAGCCAGCCGUAAAUUUUGGGAGUCUGUCUGGAUCUGCAUCUGCUCAGAUGGAGGGAGCGAUGGAUGGCAGUCUCAUCAUGAUCGAGAAAGCCUCCAUGCUAAUAUGACGCCCCUCGAAUCGGUCAAUAGUUUGCAGCACACAGUUUUCUCACUUAGGCAAUGGCAUCUCAAUCCACAUUUCGGCAGCCUGCUAAGAGGCCUGCAUUUAAUCACAUGCGCAGGUGUAGAUGUCUUUUGACUAGCCAGUACACACAGAUCCUGAUUCGACCGCUCAAUUCCAUAUUUAUGCCCUUUGUUCCAGUCCGAUCACCACCUGCCCUGUGCAAUGCAAAAGCGUGGCUGCUGCAUGUGCAUCGGGCUAAAGAAUCUUCUGUUGAGGCUGUAGACACCAAAAAGCCUUCGCUUCCUGGAAUACUUUCGGAGCGUCGUCCGAAGCGAAUGCCUAUCCUGAUGGACGGUCGUUUAGGAUUCUCCUCGAGAAGAUGACGGUCAAGCUGCUUAAUCGCGGCGACCUGAAGAGUCUGCAUCCGAAGAUGCACUCUCAUUGACUUCUUCUUCUUUUUUACAUCUGCUCGAGUAUGCAUGUAGCCAUGUACCAUAGGCGCGCUUCGAAAGCUGCUCCUCGCCCUGGUUUUUGUUGGCACGACUCAUGCAGUGUGUUCAACAGUAAGAGAUGCGUAGCAGCCGCAGCAGGAAGAAUUCAAUCCCUACAAUAUUCCGCGACCGUAGACAUCCGUCGAGAUAUGACACACAAGCUCACUAGAGUCCUCCUGAAAUGCUGUUUCAACAUGUUGUUACAUGUUGUUAUCUUCCUUUCCCUUCUGCCAGUUAAAGCGUUCAAAUAAUCACCAUGAGAAUUCCCACAGCUCAUAUUCUUGUGAAAGAUUUACAAUCCUGCAAUCCUGCAAUCUACUGAGGUUUCCCCUCCACUCUUGAAACGAGUUCUACGUCUAUUUUUCCUUCUCGGAUUUCAUUCACGAAUAUACUUUCUCGUGCAUUCAUGCCAUAUACUUUACUCCAAUCGCAGUCGAAAAGGAGAACACCCGCCUUUUAUAGUGUCCUAUGUUGUGGUACCAUUGGCUCCAG